Spinacia oleracea (spinach) is the source of this 1013-nucleotide messenger RNA. Its product is annotated as non-specific lipid transfer protein GPI-anchored 11-like. NCBI's taxonomy places the organism in Eukaryota, Viridiplantae, Streptophyta, Magnoliopsida, Caryophyllales, Amaranthaceae. The record is from RefSeq and is a predicted model, not a curated record. The transcript is spliced from 4 exons. The coding region runs from base 136 to 819 and encodes 227 amino acids.
UUUUCCAUACGGCAUACCUUGGCAAUCCCAUUCCCUACCUUACCUUGGUAUGGCCUGUGGACAACAACAACAACAACAAAUUUAGUGGGUCCAAUUGCAUGUGAGCUUUUACAUUCAAGUUUCCUUGGUGGUUGGAUGCUACAUUGUUCUCUUAAAUUUUGGAGCAACCACAGAAAACAGGCCAAAAAGCAGGGGAAGAAAGAGAGAGAGAAAAUGGCGAUAUCCUCGGAAAGUACGAUGUGGGUAGUAGUGAUUUUAGGCCUAAUUUCAGUUGGAAGCUUGAAUGUAAAGGGUCAAUCUCCGGCGAUGGCACCGGCGCCGGAUUCGUCGGGAACCGACUGCAUGACUCUGGUAUACACAAUGGCAGAUUGUUUGACAUAUGUUGAGAAUGGGAGCAAAUUAGCAAAGCCUGACAAAGCCUGUUGCCCUGAGGUAGCUGGAGUGUUGAAGGCAAAUCCGAUUUGUUUGUGUGAAAUGUUGAGCAAAAGUAAAGAUUUUUCACUGGAUUUGGAUUUAAACAGAACUCUUCAUUUGCCUUCUAUUUGUAAACUCCAGACUCCUGAUGUUAGCUUGUGCUCAGCGGCUGGGUAUCCAGUAGCAGGAGGACCAACAUCAAGUGCUGGAGCUGGACCUUCGUCAGCAAUGCCAGGUGGGAUGUCGCCUGGAGCAGCAGCAGCAGCAGCAGCAGCAGCAGCAGCGAUGUCUCCAGGAGACGCUACAGCUACAACAGGGAAGAAUGGAGCAUCAUCGAAUGUACAUUUCAAUGCUGUUUCUGUUGUGGCUGGCUUAGCAAUGGCAUUCACAUUCUUGAAACUUUGAAGAUUAGACUCACCCUAAUACCUCUACAUCAUAUCUGUCCAUGAUCGUCUUGCUUAAAUGUUUCAUUAUACUCAGGAAUUUAUUUGCCCAUUCACAUUUUUAUUUGUUGUACUGCUAAAAGAUUCUAGUUUACUUAAUUUUAGUUUCUAGUUCAACUUUUCAGAUUAAUAAACAAAAAAACCCAUUUUAAAAUA